Messenger RNA from Aplysia californica (California sea hare), 2595 nucleotides. RefSeq lists its product as uncharacterized. The coding region runs from base 1 to 1554 and encodes 517 amino acids. Gene Ontology annotation, cellular component: membrane. The record is from RefSeq and is a predicted model, not a curated record. Lineage: Eukaryota; Metazoa; Mollusca; Gastropoda; Aplysiida; Aplysiidae. Gene Ontology annotation, biological process: G protein-coupled receptor signaling pathway. The transcript is spliced from 3 exons. Gene Ontology annotation, molecular function: G protein-coupled receptor activity.
AUGGUCAGACUGACCCGGAUGCAGACCUACAAGUUGAAGUAUAACAAAAACAUCGCCGUGGACCCCAUCCCCAGCACCUCCCCUCCAAACCUCACCCAGCAGAGCAUGCUGGCGGAGUGCAAUAUGAGCCGGGCGGGGCCCGAGGGGGUGGGGGCGGUGCCGACCAACGAUAGUGUGGACGACUCAGGGGCUGCCCAGGUCUCCCAGCUGGUCAAAUACUACGUCAUGGAUAUAGCAGUGCCUUUUAUCUGUGCAAUGGCACUUACGGAUUAUUUUAAAAGCGGGACCUAUAAACAUUUUAACAACAUCUCUCUUUCUUUUCUUUUUCUCUCGCAGUCAUCAUUCCAGGAUGUAUACGAGGAGGGCGACAGCAUGCUCUACUUCGACUUCGUCGCCAACGGUCUCAUCACCGUCUUCAUCAUCUCCAGCACCUGGCUCAUCGUCGUCAUGGCCGCAGAACGCUACAUCGCCGUGUGCCACCCGCUCCGGGCCCGGAAACUCAUCUCUUUACGUCGCACACGCAUCAGCAUCAUCGUCGUCUUCUUCAUCUGCGUCAUGGCGACGAUUCCCAUUUUCCUCGAGCGUCGCAUCGACGCCGUGUCCUGCCCAGACGGUAGACGGGUGUACCGCCUGGUGCAACGCUCGGAGGACUCCGUCAAGGUCCGCCGUAUUCUCUGGGCGGUCUGCUUUGACUUUAUUCCGUGCGCGGCACUCGUGUACUUCAACCUGUGCCUCAUUCUACAAAUACGCAAGGCCAAGCGACUCCGCGACGAGAUGGCACCGAAGCACGCGGUGCUCAGAUACGAGAGUGCCCGGGUGUGUUUACAUCCCAAAGACUGUCGGAACUCGGACGAGGAGUCCGGCAUGGAUAAUAACGGUACAGCGAAACACACGGACCAGACAAAACUGUCCAACAAAACGUACAUAGGCAGGGGUAGAAGCCCCCACCAACAGCAGCAGCAGUCUCAGAAACAACAGCACAAUCGACAGGUGGGCCGGCAUCAGUUCCGAGCGUCUGGUCCCCGGAGCGCGGCGUCCGGGAGGUAUUCACAUUUCGUGGCCUUCGCCAACGGCAAGGAGAAAAGCUCUAAAAGCAGCAGCGGCCUCCACUCGAGCCACACAGACGGCACGAGCUCAGCAGACUCGGCCUACAGACCAACGGUCAGCCAACGCCAGGAGCUGAACCGCAACGGGAGAACAGUCAAUUUCCGGGAGGGUGGUACCUCCCGAUUCGGUGCUAUGGCCGUGAGCAGCAGCGGGAGCAGCGUCAUGAAAAAACGUCCUUCCGACAGUGCGCUGAACAGCGUCACAGCCACCCUUGUAGCGGUGGUCAUAUUGUUCCUUAUCCUCGUCUCACCCUCAGAGCUACUCAAGUUCUCUGUGGGAUACGCCUUGACGGACAGCCAUCAGAAAAAAGUGGUGACCUACGUGACCAACUUCAUGCAAGUCCUCAACUUCUCGCUCAACUUCGUGCUCUACUGCGCUGUCAACAAAACGUUUAGGCACACGCUAAAGGGACUCAUCUGCUGCUGCUGGCUCUCAAUACGACGAUGAGACGCCUCAGUUCAUCGAAAUUGCUAACAGCACACUGAUAAGUCAUACGAAAACAGAACAAAAAAGUCUCGACCAAACAUAGACCAACGUUUUGAUUAUGACAUGAUGUCCAGAAACGUGUACAAACUAUAAUAUUGUUAACAAAAUGUGAAUUCUGACUCGUAUCGAUGUGUUAAUUGUUGUCUACAUUUUGAUGUAUGGAUUGCCUGCUUCAUCGUGUUGCCUUGAGAGUGAGAUUUACAAAAACUGUCAGAAUAUUAUACUUCAAAAUUUACUGAAUGCGAACUAAUUCACAAGGACAGUCCUUGGAUUUCUGGACGGGAAUAUAUAACAUUAUUAUGAAACAAUAUUUUAAAAGACAUCCUACUCGAUUCGUCAUUAUUUAAACAGUAGCGUAGAAUCAAUACUUCAAAGCAAGAUAAAUUACUACUCGUAGAUCUUAAGUAAAGAACGUUUUGAAAGAAAACAAAAAGAUGCCCACAUUCUGCUUUUCUUACUUGACUGCACUCAACAUGGAUUUUCCGUUUGCUGUUUUGAGCUUCCGCCCUUGUUUACCGGGGCACUAAAUCCAUACAAUGUCGGCACAGCCACGGAGGAGCUAACGCUUUGAUCUCAGUUCUUUUCUCAUUGACAACCACGGUGGAGCCAAGAAAAAGCAUAUUUUACUGCAUGAAUAGGUACAUGAACUCCAGGUUUUGUUAGCGUAAAGGGUCGGAAACCGAAUGAUACAGAAAAAAGACAAAAGUUCGGAUGAAAACACCAAAACCCUAACUUUAAUCUGACACUUAUCAUCUCAACCCUCACUCUGCAACCUUAAAAUAAAGCAUUGGUGCACUCAGCCACUCCGCCACAGUGUAGACUAAGAUUCACCACAAACAAGAUAAUGCUGCUAUCGAAACAUCUAAAGAUUCAUGAGUAUUUGGCUCCUCCGCGGUGUCGACAAGGAGAAACACGAUAGCUCCUCCGCGGUGCUUCCCGCCAUGUCAUAAUAAUUGUAUGUUUCAUGCUGACAAUAAAAUCUCCAUAUUUGUUUCUAUGUAA